Molecule: messenger RNA, 1584 nt
Organism: Exophiala xenobiotica
Lineage: Eukaryota; Fungi; Ascomycota; Eurotiomycetes; Chaetothyriales; Herpotrichiellaceae
Exons: 3
Coding region: 1-1584 (527 amino acids)
Source: RefSeq, a predicted model, not a curated record
AUGUCGAUUUUAUUCGACUACGUGGCCCAAGUUGUCGGAUAUCUUGUGGGGCAGCCAGAGAUGGCAGAUCAAGAGGAGCUUCCGCAAUUUCCCAGACAAUCAAGCCGAAGUCGCCCUCCAGCCACCGGCAGCAGACAUCUCGGGCGCCGUGAUUCAAUCUCGGCUCGACAUGAAAGAUUCGGCACGCUGGGAGGCUCUGCAUUCAGCAACACAAGAAACAAGUCGCGCAAGAUGACGGGGACAUUCAUGGAUUGGAAAAAUCAGAGACUUACCCAAACCACGACCCCAGAUCGACGCGGCCAGAUGUCUCGAACGAACCUAGCACCACCAUCCCAUCGUCCGGAGCAGGGGGAAGGAGAGCCAGCCUCCGAUGACUUGCUUGAAGGUAUGACGGAUGUCGAGAACCUGGUUGUCCCAGCUAUUCUGCUGCAAAACCUUCAGGCCUUUUACGAAGAGGAACUCCGCCGGGUGAAGAAAACCAAUUUGGAGCAGCACACGCGCAUCAUGCAACAGAAUGUGAUGAUCACAAAGCUGCAGUAUUCAAUCGAAGAAUCUGAGACAUGGUGGAAUCAUGAAUACCACAAAAAAGAUACAAGCCUGCAGAACACACAGGCAGAUCUCACCAAGGCUUAUGACAAGGUACACGCUCUUGAAGUUAGCCUGGAUGACUGCAAAAAGCGUAUCUUCGCCCUGCAACCAUUCGAGGGACCGGCAGAUGGCGAGCUUUCGACCUCAUUCAAAGGACUGCUCAGCUCCAUAGAAGACUGGCUCGAUAUGAAUUUUGGUGAUGUUCAGAGUGCGAUACCCAGAUUGAGUGUGUCUGUCGACGAACGCAGCACUGCUCUGUGUCUUCGCCACUUCUUCGAAGACAACGAGCUGGUUGCUAUUCGGCGAUUUCCUAAUGUCAGCCACUCGAUGCUCGGUUCAUUCAUUCUGCGAUCUUUGGCAAACUUCGUUUUCCAGGACAGGAUUCUAAUACCUGGCUUGGAUCCGGACCGUCAGCGCCUACUGUCCGAUCUGACUAAGGCGAUGAACCGACUGCAACCAGCCAAAGACGAGGAGGUAUGUCAAGCAUGGAGGGUUGACAUGUACCGUGCGCUGGAAAGCCUCGGCAACGUGCGAGCAAGUCGCGAAGAUUAUCUUCAUAAGUUUUCCAUCGCGCUUCUCGACACCAUGGCGAUUCUAAACCGGGACACUGCUGGAAGUAGGGCAGUCCGAGAAGCGUGUAUUGAUUUCGUCACCGAUGCGGCGCUGCUAGCAGACAAGAUCCGGCUUUGCACCAACGAAUAUGAGACAGUGUUUCCAUUCUCGUACAAUGAGGCGCUAGAACAACGAGUCAUGUAUGAGCGGAACCUCGAGGAGUACGACAUCAUCGAUGGCGCCACAGGUACGAAGCUCAGACAGGCCAGCACGCCUAUCGCAGCAUCGGAUGGCAGAGUUGGAGAGAUGGUUUGCGUUGUAUAUCCAGCAUUUGUUCGCAAGGCAUCCGACAGUAAGGCCAGAGCCCAGCUCUGCAAGGCCACAAUCGUCGUCGCCUUCGACCGCGCUGUUCCCCGAGGUGGGAAGCGCAAAGACUGUGGCUGA